UGUACAUGUCCGCAGAACCCUCUCACAAAGAUGACGUUACUCUGUGGUCUGACAGUAUUGCUGAUGUUUACCUGUACCCCAAGUUACGCAGACGAUGAAGCUGUGGGAUCUACCGGUUAUUCUGAAUCCUUUUCCAACCUUCUGUACGUCUUCAAUGGCUACUUCACGGACAGACGCCAGGUGGAGGCGUACAACAACAUCGACAACCCGGACCUGGACAAACCCUUCUCGGCUUCUGUGCUCUCUAGGCCUGUCGAGAUCACAGCUCUGGAACCGGCGGUGACCUACUUGUACGAGGAAUACAUAAAAAACCAGAUCCGUCGACGUCUGAUCUGUGUCAUAUGGCAAGACGACAACGGGGAGAUCUACCUUCAACCUUACAACAUCACCUCUCCUCCCAACGACAUGUCCAAGCCGUUCACACUUGACCAGAUCAAGCAGUUGACCCCAAGUGAUCUGACCACUAGAACCGAAUGUAAAGUCAAGUUUCAACAAAAAAGUGCCCGCACAUUCACAGCCUACUGGCCUGACUGUGCUGUCGAGAAUGCGCCCAUGUACCAGCUGACUUGGUCUUGUAACUCAAUGGUAGCCAUCUCGAUAGAUGCUAAGGAGGUGGAGUAUGCGCCCAUUCCCAUCAUGCUUACCAAAGAAAGUCAGGGAGGUCCUUUUCCCGAAUAUAUUGAGGCGGAAAUCCGCAAAGAUCCGUGUUUGUAGUUUAUCAACGCAAAGAAAGACAAAACCCCACAGAUAGAAAAUCAAAUAAAUUGAAACCUGAGUUCGACGUUAAUCUACAAAUUUCAUACACCGAAACAAGCUUUUUUUUUUCUUUUAAAAAAUAUGUGACAAUAAAGUUUUAAAGCGUA
Physella acuta is the source of this 863-nucleotide messenger RNA. RefSeq lists its product as uncharacterized. The record is from RefSeq and is a predicted model, not a curated record. NCBI's taxonomy places the organism in Eukaryota, Metazoa, Mollusca, Gastropoda, Physidae. Gene Ontology annotation, biological process: protein-phycocyanobilin linkage. Gene Ontology annotation, molecular function: lyase activity.